Molecule: messenger RNA, 3273 nt
Organism: Asparagus officinalis (garden asparagus)
Lineage: Eukaryota; Viridiplantae; Streptophyta; Magnoliopsida; Asparagales; Asparagaceae
Product: auxin response factor 15-like
Exons: 12
Coding region: 522-2864 (780 amino acids)
Biological process (GO): response to hormone; regulation of DNA-templated transcription
Cellular component (GO): nucleus
Molecular function (GO): DNA binding; protein binding
Source: RefSeq, a predicted model, not a curated record
UGCUAGUACUUAACUAGUAGCAGCAGCAAGCUUCAUCCUACACCACCAAACUAGGGUAGCAGCAGUAGGCCAGCGUAGCCAAAAACAGCACCAGCAACUGUAGCUGCUCGUCACUCCCUCCGAUAAAAGCGAGGGUGGGUAAAAAAAGAAAACAAUAAAGAAUCAGAAAAAGAAACAAGAAAAUAAAUAAAAAAGUGAGCUGCUGCUCCUCUCAGCUCUCUCGCCGCAUCGACACAUCAAAAUAGUAAAGGGAGGGAGAGAGGGGAGGGGAGAUCAGAGAGAUCACUUUCAUCAUCAUCAACUUCCAUUAAAAAAUAAAAUAAAAUAAGAAACAGCAGCAGCAGCUGCAGCAGGAUUUAUGGGGGUUGGAGCUUUGCAGAGUUCGUACGGGCUCCCCUCGCUUUUGACCACCCGGCCCUUUUGGCAUCGCUCACGUAGCUGCUAAUUUGCUUGCCACUUCUCUCAACACCAACGAAACAAAGACCAAACGCUGUUUUUUGCCCCCUCUUCUUGAGUUAGCGAUGAUGGGGAUCGAUUUGAAUACGAUCGAAGGCGAGGAGGAGGAGGAAUCGGAGGAGGAGGAAUCGGAGGCGGAGGAGACGCCGGCGGUGUGCUUGGAGCUCUGGCACGCGUGCGCCGGGCCGCUGAUCUCGCUGCCGAAGAAAGGGAGCGUUGUUGUUUAUUUGCCGCAAGGGCAUCUCGAGCAUUUGGGGGUCUCUGCUGCUGAUCAGGGUUUUAGAUGCAAUGUGCCUCCUCAUGUCUUUUGCCGCGUCGUCGAUGUCAAGCUCCAUGCGGAUGUGGCUUUUGCUCGGCUGUCUCUGGUUGCUCAAGGCGAGGAGAUUGAGCAGCAGGUGGGAGUGGGGGAGUUUGAAGGAGAUGGGGAACCUGAGGAGAUUAAUGGUGAGAGUAGGACGUCGUUGAUGCCGCAUAUGUUCUGCAAGACUCUCACUGCUUCGGAUACGAGCACUCAUGGAGGGUUCUCUGUUCCUCGACGAGCCGCUGAAGAUUGUUUCCCUCCAUUGGAUUAUAAGCAGCAGAGGCCCUCGCAAGAGCUUGUGGCCAAGGACUUGCACGGCACAGAAUGGAGGUUUCGGCAUAUUUAUCGAGGUCAACCACGCAGACACCUUCUAACUACAGGAUGGAGUGCAUUUGUUAACAAGAAGAAGCUCAUCUCAGGCGAUGCUGUGCUUUUUCUUAGAGGCAAUAAUGGGGAGCUCAGAUUGGGAGUCCGGAGAGCUGCACAGCUUAAGAGUGCUAUACCGUAUUCCGUACUCUGUAGCCAGAACAUGAAUCUGGGUAAAUUGGCCGCUGUAGCUGAUUCCAUCUCUUUGAAACGUGUGUUCCACAUCUACUAUAACCCAAGGGCAAGCCCAUCAGAGUUCAUAAUACCAUAUUGGAAGUUUACAAAGAGCUUGAAUUACUCCUUUAGUAGUGGUACACGGUUCAAAAUGCGAUUUGAAAGUGAAGAUGCAGCAGAGAGAAGGUAUACUGGAUGGGUAUCUGGAAUCGGCGACAUAGACCCUGUUAGGUGGCCAGGUUCAAAAUGGAGGUGUCUUCUGGUUAGAUGGGAUGAUGAUGUGGAUACAAGUAGACAGAAUAGGUUAUCUCCUUGGGAGAUCGAGCCGACUGGUUCAGUUUCAGGAUCAGCCAGUUUGGCAGCAUCUGGUUCUAAAAGAAGUAGAAUCUGUCCAUCUUCAUCCAAUCCUGAUUACUCAGUUCCAAAUGGAAGUGGGUGUAUAGACUUAGGGGAAUCAGCAAGAUUCCACAAGGUCUUGCAAGGUCAAGAAAUUUUCGGUUUUAGAGCUCCUUAUGGUGGUAUUGUUGUACCCAGUUCUCAGAUUCCUGAGAUACGAAAUCAUCAAUAUCCUGAAACAAGGAGAUGCACCACUGAUGUGAACUAUAAUAACUUAUCUGGCUCUGGAAGUGGUGCGAGAGUUCCAAUUGGGAAUUCUGGGUUCUCAUACAAUCGCCUAGGCUUUGGUGAAUCUGUCAGAUUCCAUAAGGUCUUGCAAGGUCAAGAAAAAUUUUCAGUAAAUCCACCAGGUCAUGGAGGUCUGAUUGACUCUUGUGUAAAAAAUUGUGGAUUUGGGUUUUUUGAUGGAAGAGGGAAUGGACAAAUUCAGGGAUAUAGCAUCCUUGUACCCCCAUCUACACCUUCAGUUCAAGUGUCUUCCCCUUCUUCUGUCCUAAUGUUUCAACAAACUUCUCAGCUCCCAUGCCCUCAACCAGUUUAUGGAUCACAUACUCAGGAUAAAGGUGGGGAUGACAAUUAUCUCGGUGUCUCAUACUUUUCAAAGUUUCGAAGUGCAAAGGAUGCAUCCUCGCACUGCUAUACUCGUAACAUGGGAAAUGAACUCAACAAAAAGCAACAUGAACCGGAGAAAAGCUAUGCAAAGAGUGAACAUGCUAUUGGUAGAAAUGGCUGCAAGCUUUUUGGUUUUCCCUUGACUGAGAUGAUUCCAGUAGUGGACAUAGUGGAUGACACUUUAUCUGCAUCUCCUAACGCAACUGAAAUGAACUAUGAAACUUCUUCUCCACGCUUAAAUCCUCACAUGCUGGACAAUUCUGUUGGGCGUAGCUGUACGAAACUUAUACUGCAGGUGCACAAGCAAGGGAGUGUUGUAGUAAGAGCCAUUGAUCUCUCAAAGUUUGAUGGCUAUAAUGGUCUAAUAUGUGAGCUGGAGCGUUUGUUUGAUAUGGAGGGGCUUUUGAAUGAUAAACAGAAGAAAUGGCAUGUUGUCUACACUGAUGAUGACAAUGAUAUGAUGCUUGUUGGGGAUGAUCCUUGGCAGGAUUUUUGCAAUACUGCAUCAAGGAUUUUGAUAUACACUCAAGAUGAAAAAGAAUUGAUGGCAUGCUCUUAGUUGUGAAACAGCAUUUUCCCUUGAUGUUAAAAGGGUUAACUUUAUAUUCAGAUUUCUAAGACUUCCACCUUACAAUAUUGUAACUAUGCUGCUGAGAAACACUUGACUGUGUUCUGUUAUCCUAUGCUUUCAUUGUCUACGCCGGAACUUGGUAGAAGAUGUUGAACUCUUGAUUGCUUCCUUACUAUAAAGUUGGGUUGACAGUAUGUUAAAACUGCUUAACUGUAUUAGUUCAUGUGAAACUUGUGGUAUCGAGUGAAGUAGAAGAUUUGUAGGAAAUCUUCAGUUGAUUGAGUACCGACUGAAGAAACUAGUCAGAUGUUUUUUUUUCCUUGCCCAACAUAGAUAAUUUUGAUGUAGGUUUUCUGAUCGUUUUGAGCAGUCGAGAAAAGAAGUGAGCAUUUCCAUA